This is a messenger RNA of Neltuma alba, 607 nucleotides long. RefSeq lists its product as uncharacterized. Bases 205 to 525 code for a protein of 106 amino acids. The record is from RefSeq and is a predicted model, not a curated record. The transcript is spliced from 2 exons. NCBI's taxonomy places the organism in Eukaryota, Viridiplantae, Streptophyta, Magnoliopsida, Fabales, Fabaceae.
AAUGCAGAGCGGACAUGAAGUGGAUAGGUGAAUAAGGAGUAUUUAUUUUAACAUAUUUUCAAUGUCUCUUAUCCUCUUCUUCUAACACUGCCAAAAGAUUCCUUCCUUUUCCUUUCCAGAAGUCCCACACUGCAUGAACCCAAAGAUCUUUCCUCAUACUCGUUUUCUGUCUCUGCCUUUUUUACCCCAUCAUUCUCUCCCUUCAUGGCCGCAGCAGAAUCCAAUUCAAACCUCAGAAUCAUCAUUGAGAGAAACCCUCCAGAGUCUCGCCUGGCUGAGCUGAACAUCAACUGCUGGCCCAAAUGGGGUUGCUCUCCAGGAAAGUACCAGUUGAAGUUUGAUGCAGAGGAGACAUGUUAUCUGUUGAAAGGGAAGGUGAAAGCAUACCCGAAAGGGUCGUCGGACUUUGUGGAGUUUGGUGCCGGCGAUCUUGUUAUCAUCCCUAAAGGUCUCAGUUGCACUUGGGAUGUCUCUCUAGCCGUCGAUAAAUACUAUAAAUUUGAGUCACCUUCUUCUUCUUCUUAGCGGACUGUAUCAAUUUCUCAGUUGUAGAUUUUCAUUCAUCAAUCUAUUCUUUUUCAUAUUCGUUCGUUCACAAUUUUGGUAA